CGCUGCAGCAAGGAGCGAGCGCCACGCCACCCAGAAGCAAGAAGACCAGCCAUUUGUUUGGGACAGAAAGAAAAGGCUUGUGAGAGCUCAGAGCGCGCGGGCGGCCCGAGCCUUGGAGGCGGCGGCGGCGGCGACGGCGGUAGCGGCGGCGGCGCUGACACCUCCCACCAUGGACAGCUUCGACUUAGCCCUGCUCCAGGAAUGGGACCUCGAGUCGCUGUGGGGUGAAGACAUCUUAAGCCAGAGGAACGAUUCCCUAGUUGUGGAAUUUCAGUCAUCAGCCAGCAGAUGCAGGAGUGUCUAUGAGCCAGACAGGAACGCCUUACGGAGGAAAGAACGAGAAAGAAGAAAUCAGGAGGCUCAGCAGGAUGGGGGCACGUUUAAUUCCAGUUACUCCCUCUUCAGCGAACCCUACAAGACUAACAAGGGGGAUGAGCUCUCCAACCGGAUCCAGAACACUUUAGGCAAUUAUGAUGAAAUGAAAGACUUUUUAACUGAUAGAUCCAAUCAGAGUCACCUCGUUGGCGUCCCCAAACCGGGGGUUCCUCAGACUCCUGUGAACAAGAUCGAUGAACAUUUUGUUGCAGAUUCAAGAGCCCAGACCCAGCCCUCAUCUGUCUGUAGCACAGCCUCUUCCACUCCAGCCGCUGGCCCUGUACAACAGAGUAAAAGGGGCACCAUGGGCUGGCAGAAGGCUGGGCACCCACCGUCCGAUGGCCAACCGCGGGCAGCACAACAGGGCUCUCUCAGGACCUUGCUUGGAGAUGGUGUUGGCAGGCAGCCGCGGGCCAAACAAGUGUGCAACGUAGAGGUGGGACUGCAGACCCAGGAGAGGCCACCCGCCAUGGCAGCCAAGCACGGCAGUGGUGGGCACUGUGUUCAGAACUUCCCUCCUGCCCUGGCUUCAAAGCCCAGCCUGGUCCAGCAAAAGCCGACCGCGUAUGUGAGACCGAUGGAUGGCCAGGAUCAGGCUCCCGACGAGUCUCCGAAGCUUAAGUCAUCUACAGAGGCUGGCGUGCACUGUGCAACGUUCCGAGGAGGCCCAGCCAGCAAGCCAGAGUCGGCCAGAGCCAAAGCCAAGCUCUCCAAGUUCAGCAUCCCCAAGCAAGGAGAGGAGAGUCGAUCUGGAGAAAGCAACAGCUGUGUCGAAGAAAUAAUCCGGGAGAUGACCUGGCUUCCACCACUGUCUGCUGUUCAAGCACCCGGCAAAGUGGAACCAAGCAAAUUUCCAUUUCCAAAUAAGGACUCUCAGCUUGUAUCCUCUGGACACAAUAAUCCAAAGAAAGGUGAUGCUGAGCCGGAGAGUCCAGACAAUGGCACUUCGAAUACAUCAAUGCUGGAAGAUGACCUUAAGCUAAGUAGCGAUGAAGAGGAGGGUGAACAGCAGGCAACCCAGAGAACAGCUCUCCGCGCUCUGCCUGACAGCGCCGGGGUCCAGCAGACCAACUGCAGAACCUCCGUGCCUUCCAGCAAGGGCAGCAGCAGCGGAAGCAGCAGCAGCAGCAGCAGCUCCUCCAGCGACUCCGAGAGCAGCUCGGGAUCCGACUCGGAGACCGAGAGCAGCUCCAGCGAGGGAGAGGGCGGCAAGCCCCCGCACUUCUCCAGCCCCGAGGCUGAGCCGGCAUCCUCUAACAAGUGGCAGCUGGACAAAUGGCUCAACAAAGUUAAUCCCCACAAGCCUCCUAUUCUGAUCCAAAAUGAAAACCACGGGCCCGAGAGCAAUCAAUACUACACCCCUGUGAAAGAUGAAGUGCAGGACUGCGGGAAGCUUCCCGACGUCUGCCAAACCAGCCUGCGGGAGAAGGAACUCAAGAGUGCCUGCAAGGAGGAGCAGAGGCCGAGGACCGCCAACAAGGCCCCGGGCAGCAAAGGGGUGAAGCAGAAGUCCCCGCCCGCGGCCGUGGCCGUGGCCGUGAGCGCCGCCGCCCCGCCGCCCGCGGUGCCCGGCGCCCCUGCGGAGAGCGCCCCCGCGCCGGCCCGGAGGUCGGCGGGCAAGAAGCCCACCAGGCGCACCGAGAGGACCUCAGCCGGGGACGGCGCCAACUGCCACCGGCCCGAGGAGCCCGCGGCGGCGGACGCGCUGGGGGCCAGCGUGGUGGUGCCCCCGGAGCCCGCCAAAAGCAGGCCCUGCGGCAACAGCAGAACGAGCCACCGCAAGGAGCUGCGCUCCUCGGUGACCUGCGAGAAGCGGCGCACGCGGGGUCUGGGCCGGAUCGUCCCCAAAUCCAAGGAAUUUAUCGAGACAGAAUCGUCAUCUUCAUCAUCCUCCUCGGACUCGGACCUGGAGUCGGAGCAGGAGGAGUACCCUCUGUCCAAAGGCCAGGCAGUGGCCGCCGCCUCCUCUGGGAGUGACCAGAGACUCAAGGAGGCCGCCAACAGCGUCAGCAGCGGCAGCGGCCCCCGUGCGGCCGUAGGCUCCAUCAACGCCAGGACCACCAGUGACAUCGCCAAGGAGCUGGAGGAGCAGUUCUACACCCUGGUCCCCUUCGGCAGGAACGAACUUCUCUCUCCCUUGAAGGACAGUGAUGAGGUCAGGUCACUCUGGGUCAAAAUUGACCUGACCCUCCUGUCCAGGAUCCCAGAACACCUGCCCCAGGAGCCUGGAGUCUUGAGUGCUCCUGCGGCCAAGGACGCAGACAGCGCUCCGCCCAGCCACGCUCUGGACACGCCCACCGAGAAGACUUUGCCAAAAUCCAAGAGGAAACGCAAGUGCGACAACGAAGAUGACUACAGGGAGAUGAAGAAGGCCCAGGGGGAGAAAGAGAGCUCUACUCGACUAGCCAACUCCGCCAAUAGUACUCUGUCUUCAAACCACUGCAGCAUGAACAUCAACAGCUUGGCAAUACCAAUAAAUAAAAAUGAAAAAAUGCUCCGAUCGCCCAUCUCACCGCUCUCUGAUGCAUCUAAACACAAAUAUUCCAGCGAGGACUUGACUUCUUCCAGCCGAUCUCAUGGCAAUGGUGUGUUUACUUCCUCCUCAUCCAACAAAAAGUCUAAGGCCACCGACAGCCAACUGCAGUCCCAUGCCGGGGACCUCACGAAAGCGACUCACAACAGUGCUGAGCACGGUCUCCUCCACAGCAAGACCCGGCCACAAACAGAGCCCUGGUCUCCAGGCUCCAGUGGCCACAGGGACUGCAAGCGGCAGAAACUGGUCUUCGAUGAUAUGCCUCGCAGCGCAGAUUAUUUUAUGCAAGAAGCUAAACGGAUGAAACAUAAAGCAGAUGCAAUGGUGGAGAAGUUUGGAAAGGCCCUGAACUAUGCUGAAGCAGCCCUGUCGUUUAUCGAGUGUGGAAACGCCAUGGAACAAGGCCCGAUGGAAUCCAAGUCUCCUUACACCAUGUACUCAGAGACUGUGGAGCUCAUCAGAUAUGCUAUGAGACUAAAAACCCACUCGGGCCCCAAUGCCACACCAGAGGACAAACAACUAGCUGCAUUAUGCUAUCGAUGCCUGGCUCUCCUGUACUGGCGGAUGUUUCGGCUUAAAAGGGACCACGCUGUCAAGUAUUCAAAAGCACUCAUCGACUAUUUCAAGAAUUCAUCCAAAGCUGCCCAAGCCCCGUCUCCGUGGGGGGCCAGUGGAAAGAGCACUGGAACCCCAUCCCCCAUGUCUCCCAACCCCUCUCCCACCAGCUCCGUGGGGUCUCAGGGCAGCCUCUCCAGUACCAACGCCCUGUCCCCAUCGACCAUCGUCAGCAUCCCGCAGCGCAUCCAUCAGAUGGCGGCCAAUCAUGUCAGCAUCACCAACAGCAUCCUGCACAGCUACGACUACUGGGAGAUGGCGGACAACCUGGCCAAAGAAAACAGAGAAUUCUUUAAUGACCUGGAUCUGCUCAUGGGGCCUGUCACCCUGCACAGCAGCAUGGAGCACCUGGUCCAGUACUCGCAGCAGGGCCUGCACUGGCUACGGAACAGCGCCCACCUGCCAUAGGGACCUCACCCUGGAGCCCGGCUGUGCUCUCAUCUCCAAGAUGGCUCCAUGUUUCUGGACACUGUGCUGCUGAAAUUCCCAGCCACAGCAUUUAUCAAGCUGCAUUGAACACUUCCUUUGCAUCAAGCAAUGAUCUUUUCCCAGGGCAUGUGUGUAUUUACGUGUGGGUGUAUAAGAAGCUGCCUGUGUACGUAAGAUACACAGUGCUUCAGAACACAUAUUCUUUGUCUGGUUUCCAUAAUCCCAGGCUAGACAAUGUGAUCAGGAGUUCCUGGUUAGAGGAACUACACAUACACAAACACACACACACACACACACACACACACAAUCACACACACUUCCUUUUCCAAUUGCUAAAUCAUGACUUCUCCAAAACUUCAACCAAAAUCUGAUGGGUUAGUUCACCAGGUGCAAUACAGCACACCAAAAGCUUAACUGCCAGUGAAGAUGAACCUGACUCUUAUAUUAUUGAUUACUUUCAGUAUUAAUAUGCUGUUUCCCAAUUAUUUUUGAUGGGUGUGUAUUAACGGGUAAUUGAAUAAUGAAAACAAGUCAGUUAUUUUUGUGCCAGAAGUUUACUAGAUUGCAUGUUACCAAAUCCCCUGCCCUUCCUCUAAUACCCCCUUCAACAUUAUUAUCAACCAAACACAUCGUAAGCAAAGGGAUGGAUUCACACAGCCUUCCCUGACGCCCCAUGUUAUGACAGCGGCACUGGGAUUCAGUGACAACUCAGUGUCUUUAAAAAUCCACACACACGGGAGCAACAGCCACUGUGCUUUGGAGCUGGGCUGGGAAUUUAAAUGUGCACUGUGACAACAAGCCCUCCAGGCACGUGCAUUUCUUCCUCCUGCCACUGUGACUUGGUGGCUGUAGAGCCAUGUGGCUUUUGUCAGCCAGAACAUUUCAAGUCUUUUCUUUCCACGGUAGCUUUCUUGCAAAAUUUCUUGGCCAAAUGGGGACAUUGCCUAGAACGUCCCUUCUCUAAGAGUCCAUCUGCUGCCUAUCAGACUGAGAGCUCUCAGCUGUCCUAAGGCGGUCUGAUUCUCUCUGUGCAGAAUGGGCCACCGCUGGCCUUGGCUGCGUUUUGAUUUGGGGGAUAUUUUUAAUCAGGCUUUGAUUAGCAAGCUGCUUCCCGUGCGAGGGAACUUAUUCCUGCACCGAUUGCCAUUCUGUCUGAGGUAGCACUGCCCAAAGCGUCUUGCUUACGUCUUGUGCAUCUAGUAUGUUUACGUCUUGCCUAUGGCUCUUCUUUUCUUUCUUUCUUUUUUUUUCUUUAAUUAAGUUUACAUUUUAGUUUUUUGACAUCUUGUUUACAGUGUUUUUUUUUUGUCUGAAUUUUGUUUGGUAGUAUUUUUGUCAUGUCCUAGAUUUAGUCUUCUUGUUAAAUAUAUUUGGAUAUGAAAUACUGGUAAACAGAAAAUGACUCCUCAAAGUUAGGGUCUGUCUUGCCACCCUUUAACCACAAAGAGGAUGUCCUUGAGGCCCCUUACUUGACAGAAUUGCACCAGGACAGUCUGAGAAAGACAGGUGUUGCAAUCUAUGAAACAGUCCCUUGUUCAAGGUGAUGGUGGCACCCAUAUGCUAAGACUGAUAUUUUUGCAGGUUUGGUUGCAGUGAUAACAUUUUGUUAGCUUGGUCUUAUGGUGGGUGGGAAAUAAGAUAUCUACAAUUUCUAUGUUCUAAGCCAUUGAUGCAAAACUGGACAAGAGAUUGACCAACUUUGGUGAUUUGAAUUAAUUGACAGUGAGCAAGUGAAGCGCCUGUGAAGUUUGCAUUUGACUUUGACCUUCAAGCACCUGAAAAAUACUAACAGUUCAGGUUGAGCAUUCCUCCUCCAAAAUGCAUGGGACCAGAGUGUUUUAGAUUUCAGGUUUUUGAAUAUUCACAUACACACAAUGAGAUAUCUUAGGGAGGGGACCCAAAUCUAAACUGAGAUUCAUUUAUGUUUCAUGUACUCCUCAGACAUACAGCCCAAAGGGGAUUUUAUACACAUUACCCGAAGGAUAUAUUUUUAGUAUACUUGUGUUUUGACUGAGACCUGUCACAGGAGGUCAGUGUGGAAUUUUCCAUUUAUGACGUCAUAGGGACAUUCAAAAUAUUUUAGACUUUGGAGCAUUUUGAAUUUUGGAUUUUUGUAUGAGGGAUUCUCAGCCUGAAUUUUCAUCUUACAUUUAAUUUACCCAAGUGAAGUUCUUCUUAAAUCCCUUUCACUAAUUGUUGGCAGAGUUCAUGGUCCCAUCUUUGGCUGGAUUUUUUAUUUUGGUACCAGGGAUUGAACCUAAGGGUGCUAUACCACUGAACCACAUCCCCAGCCUGUUUUUUCCUUUUCCUUUAUUCUUUUUUUUUUUUUCUUUCUUUGAGACAGAGUCUCACUAAGUUGCUCAGAGCCUUGCUAAGUUGCUGAGGCUGGCUUUGAACUUGCAAUCCUCCUGCCUCAGCCUCCUGAGUUGCUGGGGUUACAGGCAUGCACCACCACUCCCAGCUGGAAACUUUAAUCCAAAGAAAUAUCUGAUCUUUUUUUUUUUUUUUAAUUCUACUUACUUUGAGUGAAUGCAGAUGAAAAGUUUAAACUUUUACAUAAAGUGGCCCUUGGUAUCUGCCGUGCAUCCCCAGGGAGCUUUCUUGCUCCUGCCUGGCUUUAAAGUUGCAGGCUUUAUGGAGGCACCUCUGAGAUGUGCUUCCCUGAGAAGCCCAAAAGGUGACCUCUGGGUGGUUGAGCUAGCACACGUUCAAGCAGCAGGGUGAUGAUCCACACAUUUCUCAUCAACACUUCUAGAACCUGAUCAUUUGGGGAGAUGGUCAGAGCAUUCAGGUCCUAUCAGUGUCUCUCUUUCCAUCUACAGAGUGUGUCAGGCAGCAGUUCCUAUUGGGUUUGGAAUAGCUGAUUUUGUUAAGGACCCCUCUUCUAAUUGUUACUUCUGAAAUCAUUCAUAACUUGUUCUUUUUCCCUAGUCUGGUUCCAAGUUGAAGCAUCUUUCUUGUAUUUUCUGAUUAUAAAUGUGGUACCUGUUCAUUGUAAAUAUUGAGACGGGUGUGGUGGCGCACACUUGUAAUCCCAGCAGCUCAGAAGGCUGAGACAGGAGAAUAGUGAGUUCAGAGCCAGCCUCAGCAACAGAGAGGUGCUAAGCAACUCAGUGAGACCUUAUUAAAACCCAAAUAGGGCUGGGAUGUGGCUCAAUGAUUGUUGAGUGCCCCGAGUUCAAUCCCCUGUAUCCCAAAUAAAAAAAAAUUGAAACAAUGCAAAAAAGUAGAAACUAGUGUCAGUCUCUGAUUGUCUCAACCCCCUGAGACAACCAUGGUUCAUGGUUCGAUGUCUAUCCUUCCAGAGAGUCUUGUGUUUAAACAUAUAAUGUUUUUUAACCUUUCUUUCUAUUUGAAGACACGUUCUUUCCUCAGAAGUUCAACACAGGUUCGACUGACCUUGUCCGCCAUGACCUGAAUGGGUGCCACCCUUUUAUCACAAUGUUAGAACUGUCUUUGAGAGAGAGCAGCCCAAUUAUUUUCCUGAUCAGACUUUGGCAUUAGUUAAUACUCUACACAGAUCAGACUCAUGUGCAGAAUUGUGCCUGGAGGGAGAGAUUUGGUUAAAACAGAUAUUUCUGGAAACUUUCAAAUUUGCAAAUGGAAACUUGGACCCACUAUCUAAAAAAGAAUGUACUGGAAAAAUAAUCUGAAGAGUUGACAAAUUGUGUGCUAGAUUGAACACAUGGAAUGCAAUGCAAUGAGAUUUUUUUCUGCACCAAAACCUGUACAACAAUGAUGUGUGUAUUAUAUAACAGUGAUGUGUACAUUUCUGACACCCCAUACAUAAUAUGCACAGUUUGUAUAAAUGCAUACAUUUAAAAAUAUAUAUGUACAAUACAGCUAACAUAAAACUGUAGUACGCCUGACGAAUAUUACUAGUGCCUAACAUGGAGUAUAAGUCACUGCGUGUUCAAAUCACCUUGGAAGUGCAGUCAUUGUUAUAAAAAUAAUCAGUGAAGCCAACGUUAUUUAUGAACCACAUCUUUGAAACUGUGCAGUAGCAUAUACAUAUAUAUUUUUAAAUGACAUUUUUCACAGUUUUCCAGAGUUACUGUUGAAAUCUGUAUCACCAAAAGAAAAAAAAAAUGGCAAGAUUUUUUUUAAUGAUGUAGACACUCUUCAGACCCAGUAAUCUGCGUGUGAUUUCCUGUUUGUAGAUACCCAAGAGACUUCAGCGGUCACCAGCCUUAAUGCAUGUACAGGAUAUUAUUGUGACUUAAUUUAUCUGCAGUUUUUAAUCCAUGUGAAAUUGGAAUUUAUAAACGGACUUGGAUUAAAUAUGUCUGCCUUUCUAA
Molecule: messenger RNA, 8250 nt
Organism: Marmota monax (woodchuck)
Lineage: Eukaryota; Metazoa; Chordata; Mammalia; Rodentia; Sciuridae
Gene: Aff3
Product: ALF transcription elongation factor 3
Exons: 24
Coding region: 170-3931 (1253 amino acids)
Biological process (GO): regulation of gene expression
Cellular component (GO): nucleus; super elongation complex
Source: RefSeq, a predicted model, not a curated record